GUAACGUAGACACCGGUUGAGAGGCGUGUUCAUCCAACAGAUCCCCUGAUGCUGUUCUGCGGUGAAGAUGGCGGAGAGAGGAGACGGCCAUCUGAAACCAAUAAACGGAAAACACUUUUGAUUGUAUGCCGUCUUUCGUACAGCGUUUGUGUAGUUAGUGCUGAUCUGGCCUCCCAGGAUGGACAGUGCUUAGAUGUGGGCAACGUUUAAGCUGAAUGCAUUGUGAUUUCCAAUAAUUGAGACAGUGAUUUCUAAAAAGCUGUCUUCAUUAAUGAAAAGAACAAUGUAGUCAGCUUAGCAUAUUCAACCGUGUACAUGAAUAUUGUUGAAUAGGAGUCUUAAACUGUGUAAUAUUCAUGCAUGUGUUAGAGCUGCAAUUUUUUAGCUAAAUUAGGCAGACCCCUUCCCACUUGCAUUCUCGCAUAGUUUUUAAUAGAGCUCUUUUAAAAAAAUUAAGCAUGGAUGUCAAUGAGAUUUUACCUCCCCUCCCAUUGGAGCCACCAGACGCAGUAUUGGCGGGGAAUGAUUACAUUAAAGCACCUCCACCACCUCCCCUGCAAACGUCCAGUGACGCAGAGGAAAUGGACGUUAGCUCUGGUGGUGAUGGACACCAACACACCCCAGCAGUGGACAGGGACAAACCGCUCCUCCUCAACAAGCGCACAUUGUCCAUUACUAGUCACCUGUCAGGUAGUCCUGACCCCAUGGCCACGUGCCCUAGAACCGCUCGCCAUGCUCCCCCAGUUACAAAAUUCUUACCUGAUCUCAAACUCCUCAAAGACGUAAAGAUCAGCGUCAGUUUCUCAGAGAGCAGUAAGAGCAAAGACAGGAAGGUGUUGUACACUGGUUUGGGGCAGGAUAGAGAUGAAGAUCAGAGCCUAGAGGGCCUGAAUGGUGAAUUGCAUGAUUCUUUAGAGCAGAGUUGUGUGCCGGGAUGCUCGAUCAUGAGCACUGGUUCCUUAAGGUUAGCUAGAAACGGCGAAGAGCUGGAGACAGAGCAGGAGAACAAGGUUGAGUUUGCCGUGUUGGAUGACCUAGAAGACUUCAGCGAGAACUUUCUGGAAGCUGAAGAAGGAGAACCGAGUGGUUUCAGGUCUCAGAUGAUAGUUCAGCAGGAGCAAGCGCAUGAGGAGGAUCUGAAUUACUCCUACGAGGAGGACUUUGACAAUGAUGUAGAUGCCCUGCUGGAGGAAGGCAUGCCUAUGCCCAAGAAGAGGCGUCUGGCUGAAGACAAGUACACUGGAGACAGUGAUCACCAUUCAGAUGGGGAGGCCGGAGUUCAGCCCAUGAUGACCAAAAUUAAGACGGUUCUUAAGAGUCGUGGGCGUCCACCAACUGAGCCAUUACCCGAUGGGUGGAUCAUGACAUUUCAUAACUCUGGCAUUCCAGUCUACCUCCACCGGGAAACCAGAGUUGUAACCUGGUCUAGACCUUACUUCCUUGGAACAGGAAGCAUUAGGAAACAUGACCCACCAACCAGUAGCAUUCCCUGCUUACACUAUAAGAAAAUGAAGGAUCAAGAAGAAAGGGAACAGAAUGGAGAGGUGACUCCAACUGCAGAGGUGUCUCCUGUGAAAGCUGGAGAUGAAGGCAUAACAUUGGAGAGAGCUGAUGAGCCUGACUCUACUGCCACAGAAGAGCCGACAGGCAGAACAACAUCAGAAGAUCCAGAGCUUGACCUCAUGGAGCCAGGAGGAUCUUCAGAGGGGAAGGACAGCCAAGCCAAUGACACUGCACAGGGAGCGCUGGGCCAGGUCAAAGCCAAGGUGGAGGUCUGCAAAGAUGAGUCCAUUGACAUUGAGGAGUUUAGAAGCUACUUGGAGAAGUGCUUUGAUUUUGAGCAAGUGACGGUGAAGAAGUUCCGCACAUGGGCUGAGCGUAGACAGUUCAACAGGGACAUGAAGAGGAAGCAGGCCGAGUCUGAGAGGCCCAUUCUACCAGCCAAUCAGAAGCUCAUCACACUCUCUGUACAAGACGCCCCAACAAAGAAGGAGUUUGUCAUCAACCCCAACGGGAAGUCAGAAGUGUGCAUUUUACAUGAGUAUAUGCAAAGAGUACUCAAAGUGCGUCCAGUUUACAACUUUUUUGAAUGUGAAAACCCAAGUGAACCCUUCGGAGCCUCAGUCAUUAUAGAUGGUGUUACAUAUGGCACAGGAACAGCAAGUAGUAAAAAACUUGCCAAGAAUAAAGCUGCUCGAGCAACACUGGAGAUCCUCAUUCCUGACUUCGUGAAGCAAACGUCUGAGGAGAAGCCUGUAGAGGGGGAUGAACUGGAGUAUUUUAAUCAUAUCAGUAUUGAAGAUUCAAGGGUGUAUGAGCUGACCAACAAAGCAGGUUUACUCUCACCAUAUCAGAUCCUUCAUGAGUGCCUUAAGAGAAACCAUGGCAUGGGUGACACCAGCAUCAAGUUUGAAGUUAUUCCGGGAAAGAACCAAAAGAGUGAAUACGUCAUGACAUGCGGGAAACACACUGUACGCGGCUGGUGUAAAAAUAAGAGGGUUGGAAAGCAGCUGGCUUCACAGAAAAUUCUCCAGAUGCUUCAUCCUCACGUCAAGAACUGGGGCUCACUGCUGCGUAUGUACGGCAGAGAAAGCAACAAGAUGGUUAAGAAGGAGAACUCUGAUAAGAGCGUAAUUGAGCUUCAGCAGUACGCCAAAAAGAACAAGCCAAAUCUUCACAUCCUCAACAAACUACGAGAAGAGAUGAUGAAGCUGGCUGGAGAAAGGGAGGAGGCAAGAAAGAAGCCGAAGAUGACUAUAAUGGAGUCUGCUCAACCUGGCAGUGAACCACUGUGUACUGUUGACGUCUAGCAAACCCUUGUUCAGCAUGUUGUGAUGGCACAUAGCACUGACCCAUGGUAAUAGUUCUAUAACAAAAGGUCAUCCUACCAUUACUGACUUAUGCAUUACUUUGGAGUGCAAAAUGGCAAUACUAGUUACAUUUGUAUUAUCAGAUUUAUGAGCUCUAUUCCCAGUCCAGUUAUUUCCCAUAAUGUAUGGGUUCGGUAAUAGUCAUACAUGCACUAAGGGAAGGUAGAAUAAGCAUUAAAUACCUCCAGAUGCACUUCUGCUCCUGAAAGUGCACCAAUAUUGACGGCUGUUCACAAAUAAUAUGCCUACUUUAAGGUAACUCGUACAAAUGAAGUAUGUUAAAUAUUACAGAAGCUUUUAAGUUUGUGGCUUUUAGAUGUUAAUAAAAAUGUUGCUUUUUCCCUUGUUAAACUGCACAUUCAUUUCAUAUUUACUGUUGAACUACAGAUUGCACAUGACCGACUGUAUCUCAGUACUCAUAACUGAUGCGUUUGGACAGAUACCCCUGUUAUUUUACAAGGAAUUGUUCCUUUAUGUCAGCUUCUGUGGCAUGAAGAGUUGUUCAAUCACAGGCACGUGAACUUUUUUUUUUUUUUUAUCUGGGGAAAAAUUGGGAAAUUGGGUUCAUAGUGGCUUAAAGUGUGUGUGGGUUUUCUUUAGAGGCCAUGUCUAGUUCUUAUUGGCAUGUGAAGCAUUUAAAUGUUGCAUUUCAUGUGCACACUUCCCUUCCAACUGCUGUUAAGAAAUGCACUAAUGUUGGAACUAUUUGCUUGUGUGAAAUGAACAACCUUUUUGAGAUUUUAUUUUAAAUAAGGAGGGAUGCAUACCAAUUGUUAUCUUUACCCGUUGCUCUACUUAUUCAGAAAGCACUGCAGAAAAAACACAAGCACAAGUGUUUGAGGUACUGUAGUUAGUUGAGGAACAAGACAUCAGGGAGACAGGAUGCUUUAGUUAUCAUCUUUGAUGUUAUUACAUUUACAUGCUCAGAUAUAAUCUAGCUCUUGCAUUAGAGACUGGUUGGCAGUCUUCAGUAGAAAAAAUGGUAUAUGUUGCCUUAGUUUCUUCUUUUAUUGAUGGUACCUUGUUUCUAAAGGGAAACGCCUCACUUGAGUCUGCAUUUGUAAUGCCGUGUUACGUAUUUGCUGUGGAGUCAUGCUGGCUUUCUUGCUUUGAUAUUUUAGGGGGAAAAAAAGCAUUCUACGCAUGUGCUUUUGUUGUUUGUCUUAAAUUCUUCGGUAUGGUUUUGUGAUCAUUUGUGGUGGUGGGUGAUUGUGCGCUCAUUUUAUUCAGCUCUUAUGUUGGUGUAUUAAAUAGUUUGAACCAUAUUCAAUAUUUCACGAGGCAGUCUACCUUAAAACAAAGGCGGUAACUCCGAACCUUGAAAAUCAGAUCAUGUCAUUAUAUUCAAUAGCUGGAAGAACAGUGUGAACCAAAGCUUUAAGUCUUAUGCAUUUUAUAGAAUAUUGCUGUAUAGCUAUUCAUUAAAUAUAUAAACCUGUAUACAUCUAACAAAAUAUUAAAUAAAAAUGCAAUAACUGCUGGAUAAAAAUAUGGUCCCUGUUUAAAGAAAACCACCACUUCCCCUGAAACUGUCAGAGGAGAAAAAAAAUAUUCUAGCCUUAAGAUAUGACAGGAAGGGUCGGGUCAGGUUUUCUUGGGACAGCGACUAAAAACUGCAGUGCACUGUCAUUGAAUCUAGUAUUUUAGUUUGUAUGCUUCUGAAUGUUAACUGCGUUUGUGAAGGCACUUUCCUGUUUUCCAUGAGCACAAGGCUGCUGCCAUACUAAGAGUGCUUAGAAUAUGCUUUCCCAGUAAACGUCUGGAGUGUACGAGUUGUCCUGUCAGUCUUGCCAAGUGUAUAUUAGUUGUCUGAAGAAAUGCGUGCUUUUUAGUCGCUAUCAUUGAAGGGAUCAUGUUGGAUGAUUUAGCUGCAAGUAAUGCUGCCUAAAAAAAAAAUUUCUUUUAAUGUGACACAAUCGCAGAUACAGUACACAUUGACUUGUUUAUGCAAAUAAAUUGAUGACCAGAAA
Messenger RNA from Carassius auratus (goldfish), 4840 nucleotides. It is a transcript of the gene dgcr8, whose product is annotated as DGCR8 microprocessor complex subunit. Gene Ontology annotation, cellular component: microprocessor complex. The record is from RefSeq and is a predicted model, not a curated record. NCBI's taxonomy places the organism in Eukaryota, Metazoa, Chordata, Actinopteri, Cypriniformes, Cyprinidae. Bases 459 to 2810 code for a protein of 783 amino acids. The transcript has 14 exons. Gene Ontology annotation, molecular function: identical protein binding; heme binding; primary miRNA binding. Gene Ontology annotation, biological process: primary miRNA processing.